AAUAGUCGUUUUACAGCUAUGAGCAAAGCCGGACGAUAGACGAUCAUGAGCACUGUGCGUGAAUAACUUAAAAUAGAUUUGCCGUAUUUUUAACGUGACGUGACGUCUUAUCAGGGCAAACGAACUUGGUAGUUUCGGGUUUAGACAUUACAGUUUUUUUCUUUGCCCAAAUUUCUUAUAGUGACAAAAAACACUGUAAUGUUUAAAACGUUGUUCGACUCUUUGAUAACUCAGGCCAGCUGUCAAGAGGUGGGGGGCUGGUUACCUAAAAAGGGCCGACACAGACCGCCUUCAUGAGAUAUUUCUGAAGUUUGCAACAGUAGAGAAGAAUGGAGAACACUUCAUCACCAGUGAAGAUUUUGUCAGGAAGUUCCUUGGAUUGUUUGACGAAAAUGACUUCAACAAAGAUUCAGUUGAGCUCAUCGCCGGCAUCGUGGACAUGGACAAGAACGGGCUCAUAUCGUUCCCGGAGUUCCAGGCCUUCGAGGGGCUACUCUGCGUGCCCGACGCGCUGUAUAAGACCGCCUUCCAGCUCUUCGAUACUAACGGCAACGGACUUGUGGCUUUUGACGAGUUCGCGGAAGUCAUGCAAAAGACGGUCCUGAACAAAAAGCUCCCCUUUAACAUGGAGAGCACCUUCGUCCGCCUCUACUUCGGCAAAGACAAGAAACGCCUCGUCACAUACCCGGAGUUCAGCCAGUUCCUCCAUGACUUCCAUGAGGAGUACGGAGUGGAGGCCUUUAAGAAGUGUGACAAGGAUGGAAGUGGUUUCAUCAGUGCGGGGGACUUUAAGGAUAUCAUGUUGUCCGUUAAGAGUCAUCUGCUGACGAAGGACAUGAAGAAUAAGGUUAUUAAUGCGACCGGAUUCCCUCAAGGCUCAAGAAAAAUCAGCUUCCCCUACUACAUGGCAUUCAACUCUCUGCUCAACAAUAUGGAACUUAUCAAGCGUGUAUAUCUAAAUGCUACCAACGGUCAUCGCACGCAAGAGGUGACCAAGGAAGAGUUCCUUCACUCUGCUCAGAUGAUGAGUCAGAUCACUCCCUUGGAAGUCGAUAUAUUGUUCUUCCUGUGUGACACCAUCAACCAUACUAAUGGACGAAUCGUGUACAACGACCUAAACUCGAUAACUCCCGAGCAAUACUUCAAACAAGUCACCCGACGAGUCGCCGAAAUAAAAGCCGUGUCCAGUCCCGCAGACAGAAGCUUCUUCAUCCAAGUCCUGGAACAGACGUACCGUUUCACGCUGGGUUCUAUCGCUGGUGCUGUGGGCGCCUCAGCUGUAUACCCCAUCGACUUAGUAAAAACCCGCAUGCAGAACCAACGUACCGGCUCCUUCAUCGGCGAAGUGGCCUACCGCAACUCCUUUGACUGCUUCAAGAAGGUCAUUCGGCAUGAGGGCAUAUUCGGCCUGUACAGAGGUCUCGUGCCCCAAUUAAUCGGUGUGGCUCCUGAGAAGGCCAUUAAGCUGACGGUGAACGACUUGGUUCGUGAUAAAUUAAUGGACAAAAAUGGAAAUCUAAGCAUUUACGCUGAAAUCUUUGCUGGUGCUUGUGCUGGCGGUUCCCAAGUAAUAUUCACAAAUCCCCUCGAAAUCGUAAAGAUCCGUCUCCAAGUGGCCGGCGAGAUCGCGGGCGGACAGAAAGUUCGCGCCUGGGCCGUGGUCAAAGAACUGGGUCUAUUUGGCCUAUAUAAAGGCGCCAGGGCUUGUCUGCUUAGAGAUAUGCCGUUCAGUGCGAUCUAUUUCCCCGCUUAUGCUCAUGUCAAGGCGAAAUUCGCCGACGAGAACGGCUACAACCACCCGCUCACCCUGCUGGCGGCCGGCGCCAUCGCCGGCGUGCCGGCCGCCUCGCUCGUCACGCCCGCCGACGUCAUCAAGACGCGCCUGCAGGUCGUCGCCAGGACCGGCCAGACCACUUACACGGGCGUGCUGGAUGCCGCCCGGAAGAUAUACGCGGAGGAGGGAUUCAGGGCUUUCUGGAAGGGAUCUGUCGCCCGUGUGUUCCGGUCUUCGCCACAGUUCGGUGUGACGCUCGUGACGUAUGAAAUCCUACAGCGUCUCUUCUACGUCGACUUCGGAGGAUCCCGACCAACGGGCUCCGAGCUGACCGUGGCCACGCCCAUCGAGGAGACCAUGAAGAAGCCGCACCACAUCGGAGGGUACCAGGUCGCCAUACCAGUCCUCACCGGUCUCGAGACCAAGUUCGGUAUCUCGUUGCCGAGGUUCUCCUUCCCUAAGAACGCUCCCGCACAGUAAGCUGGCCUAAUGUACAGAUAAAGGACAGAAAAAUGGGUAUGUUUUUGUAUAGCGAGAUUUUUUUAAGAUAUACGGUUGGUAAGAUCUCUCGAGUAACUUUUGGACACCUUGAAAAAUUCCAACUAUAAAUAUAUGUACAGGAUAAUUUUCGCUUCUGGACAAACUAAAAUCCGAUGUUGAGAUACUUACUGGAUAUGUAAAUAUAGAAAAAAAAUCUAGAUUUCUAAACAUUAAUUUGAAAUUUGUCUUGAAAUAUUAUUUUAAGAUUUAUGGUACAAGUAAAUAAAAUAUAGACAAUCAAUUAAAAUUAAAAACAAUAACAUUAUUAUACGUGUGUAUUGACAUGACUCUGAAUGUUAGACAGUCUAUCGUAAUAUUUUGUAUAUCAGACAAAAUCACCCUAAUAAAAAAAUUAAAAGAAGGUUUUAAAAGUUUGUCUAGAGGUUAGACUAUCCUGUAUAAAAACUAAUAAAAAAUGUACACGUUUUCUUUGAUUUUGAUAAAAAAAUUAAAGGAAACUGAGAUCCAACGCGGUAGUUUAUUUACCGUAUACCUUGAAGUUAAGGUUGAAUUUACGCUAAAAGUGGUCAAAAUAUUUAACAUGUUCUGGUGACUAAAUGUAGUGACAUACCAGUGAGUAUUUAAAUUAAUAACUACACGCAAGGGCAAUUAAAACGAGUCAUUUUCUACGAUUUUUUUCCCUAAAAAAGUGAUCCGUUUUCUUUGCCUAUUAUCGAGAGAAACAUUUUCUAUUAAUUAUCUAAGAUCUUAUUAUUUUGUAUAAUAGCUAAGAAUAGGGAGACACAUAUACACCGUGUUUUUUUUUAACUCCGUUAACUUCGGGGUUUGGCUAAGUACCUUUAUGGAAACUAAAUGGCAUAGUUAUUAUAUUAACUCGACCAAAUAUACAACAAUUUGUAAAUAGGCCCUAAGGCAAGUGUACACGCUUCCAUGAAAUUAACGGAGUUUGAAGAAAACACGGUAUAUUAUAUUUCCUAUCCCAACGGUUCUACUCUAUCAAAACCAGUGAAAUGUUCAAAAACGCAUACUUAAAUAAUAUGUAAAAGCUUUUAGCAUUUGAAAAGCUGAGUUCACACACAGACUACAAUUUUCGAGACGAAAAUUUUAGAAUUAUAUUAACGUGCUAUGUAUAAAGUUCGAUUUUACGUCUUUAUUAUACAAAGUGGACUCGGCUUUAUGUAAUGAUACUGCCAAAACCACAUUUAUUAACUAAUUUCACUUUCGCUCUUUCCUACUACGCGAUAAAUGCUUCCAUCUCAUCACCAGAACAUAUAGGAAAUAUUAAAACAUAACGUAAUGAUUUAAGCCCGUCACAGACGGAGCGAUAAUAUAUAUUAAUAUACCGUAACAUACCGAUAGAUAUAGCUAACCACACACGACAACGAUACCAAAAUAUAUAUCGCUCUCUAUCUAGUACUUACAUUGUGAGAGAGACUAAAUAUCGCAAGGUAGUUUAAGAUGCCUUGCUAUAAGAUAUCAAAAUACACGGUGUAACAUGAGGAAACCAAAAGAUUUUAAUAGUGUGAUCAGUUGAUCACAUUUAGAGACUAAAAUGUUAUAUAAACUUUUCUGGAUAUUCCCUAGUUUCAGAGUUAACACCAAUAAAAAAAACUUAUUGUAACUUAGUGCAAAACGCCUUUUAGAUGGCGAUGAUGCCCUUAUGGGACGUAGUCUAAAUAUCCUUAUUGAUAGAUGUCAAAAACUGAAAAGUAACUUUUACAAAAGUAGGUUUUCCAAAAAAAUCGGUAAACUUCGUAUUCAGUGCCAGUUUUACCAUAACAUUAACCUUUUACGUCCAAAUACGAUCAAAAAUUGGCAAAAAAAGGACGAAAAAAAAAAUUUUUUUUGGCCCAAAUUUUCACAACUCAUAUAACAUUUUUUCAUUCUUUUGGCCUCUGAAAUGCGUGGUUAAAAUCUUUCGGGUUCCUCGUGUUACACCGUGUAUAUAUAUAUAGCUUCCUGUGUAGACUCUGUCAAAUGGUACGUAAAGUAUAUCGUAUGCCUUGCUAUAAGGGGUCAUCCAUUAAUUACAUCACGCGUUUAGGGGGAGGGAGGGGGUCAAGAAAAUGUGACAAGGGGGAGGGGGGGGAGUCACCAACUUUGUGACGUCACAACAGUAAUCGAUUUUUCUUUCAAUUUUUAUUCGUUGUAAAGUUAAAUAAUGAGUUUUUGGAACGAUAUUCGUUUAAUGUUAUUUCCUAAUCGGUUUUGUGUUAUAAAAUUACUAAUAAUCUUCUUCUUCUUCCGUCCCUGGUCCCGUUAUCUGGGGUCGGGUCUCCUCACUCUACGGCGCCAGGUUGAUCUGUCCUGGGUUGUCGGUUUUGGCAAUUGGGCUUUCUUAAGGUCUCUUUCGAUGCUUGACCACCAGGUCGAUGGCGGGCGGCCUCUCCCUCUCUUUUGUUCUGGCAAGCUUAAUGCGAUUUUCACUACAUGGUCUUCAUCACGUCUCAUGAUAUGACCGUACCAUCUAAGGCGAUUUUCCGUCAUUUUGUCUGUGAUUGGUGCAACUUUAAAGCUCCCCCGAAUGUAUUCGUUCCGAAUUCUGUCCAUCCUGGUCACCCCACCCGCCCAGCGCAGCAUCUUCAUUUCAUUUACAUGUGCUAUCUGUUCAUGCGCUUUCGCAUUCGCAUAAAAUUACUAAUAAUACUUUUAUCAAAAAUAAUUUGAUAAAAUAUAAUACUAGCCAAUUCGAAAAAUGUGACGUCACACCAGAGGGGGAGGGGUUUGCCAAAUGUGACCAAGUGUGACGAGGAGGGGGGAGGGGUCAAAAAACCUAGAAAUUCGUGUGAUGUAAUUAAUGGAUGACCCCUAAUAUAUAUUUAGCUAUAUUAUCGCCCCGUCUGUGACGGGCCUUAAAAUGAACUCAGAAUCGUUCACACUUAGCAUUUUUGAUCAAAGUCCUAUUUUAGAUUAUAUUUUAUAGUUGUAAGUAAAUAUCGAAUCAAAGUCAGGAUUACUGAUAUUGUUUUUAUUUUGAUUAUUAAAUCAAGUUAAUUAUGAAUAUGAUUCAAUUUGAACUUUUGAUAUUGAGAUUGUACAGAGAUUCCGAAAGACGUUACCUGCUCACAUUUAUUUUAGCAUUUUCAAAGAAAAUGCAUAAUGUACUUGCGAAUAGCUAGACAUUUAUAUAUAUAUAAGGGGUGACAUUUUGGAAUUUGGACAAUAAGGAAUUUUUGUCGCAAUUAUUUGGGAUGAAUUAAUUCCUAUUUACAAGCAAUGUUAAAUACUUAAAUCACCUUUUUUGUGGUGUGAAUCGAUUAUGAAACACGCGCUUCUUAAAAGUAUGAUGUACUUUCUACUUAGUGAAGUAAAGAAUCAUGUGUGUAUUAUAUUUUCCAUGUUAAAACAUGAAAACACUGGUUAUCACGUGUAAUGUCACCCUGUUUAAACAAAUCUUACGGCCUGUGCACACCGGAGGCGUAAGCGUAAACGCGGGCGCGUUGCAAUAUACAGAUCCUUAUGGGAGACGGCACACCGCUUGCGUGACCUGUGCGUACCUGCUACAUAGCUCACGUCUACGCACACGCCGCCGGUGUGGUCUGGCUUAAUUAGUAAUCAUAAUAAAUUAUGCAAUAAUUGAGUGACAUUUACUGUUACUUGAUACGCUAGAUUUCUUAUCUAUUCUGCUAACCCCAUUUCGUUGCUAAUUAACGUCAGUAGUCCAUCCACGAGAUUAGAGCUUAAAACUGUGUUUUAUUAACAUUUUACGCUUAUAUAGUUCGUGUCAUCCACGAUGACGCGCGGAUUUGUCAAAUCUAACCUUUAAUAACAUGACAAUCGAGUCAUGGCACGCGUCUUCGUGAAUGACACGAUCUUUAUCUUUUGUCACGAUUGUCAUGAUAUUUCGGCAAGUGACACUUAUCCAAGUGAUGCUUAUUUAACAUGUAACUAUUUAAAUCUUCAGCUUUGAGAGCUUCAAAACUUUAAAAUAAUAACACAUAAAAUAUGAGUCCUGGCAGCCAUACCCAAACCCAUUUAACCUUUUGACCGCCAAAGACGUCAUAUGACGCGCGCGGCUACAGCCCAAUAUCAACCUUCAUGCGUACCGACAAGGUUCACGAUUACGCGCCGCGUGCGAUACGCGUGGCGUUCAAAGGUAUAAACUGGGUCAGUGUCCUUAAGGUAGAGGUUUCAGUAGAAAUGGCAAAUAUAUAGGUAAAAAACUUAAGUCACCUGUUGUUUGUAGUUGUGACGUGUUCGAAUAGACAAUACAUGUUUAAAAGAUACACACAAACAAAACAAAUGUCUAUUCGAACACGUCACAACUACAUACAACAGGUGACUUAAGUUUUUUACCUAUAAUUCAAUUUACUUUUAGGAAAGUCAUUGUCUUAUCAAGUUUAUAUACACUUAAAUAUCCUAUAGUGGCGCAGUUGGCAAACAACCGCUUAGUAACAGGUGGUAACAGAGAUGAUCCGGGUUCGAUCCCCGGACGUGUAUGCAGAUAUUGCUUUUUCUAUUUUUUUGCACUUCAAGUUCAUAUUUUUGAUUGACUAAGCGAGUGUGAAGCUCGAGCUAAGCGUAUCAGUUUCAGCUUGUACACAUAUGUUUUCUUAUGUUUAGUUGUUCUCCCUGCCUGUAAGUCGCAUGUUUGAAGUGAUUUGUGAAAUUGUGUGAACAGUUCCGAUAGUCAUUAUUUUGUUGAUUAAGUUUUUUUUGUAUUUAAAUCAAUAAUAAUAUACUUCGUUCCAACCGAGUGUUCAACGACACUGACGCAUUUUAUUUAUAUCAAUUUGUAGUUAUAAUAAUAUAAUUAUUAAUAUUUCUGAUGAAAACAGCCUUCAUAUUAAUGUUAGGUUGUAUGUCAAAUGCUAAUAAUAUCUGUCAUAUUUGUUUACAUUAUUUGCCAUUUCUAUUGAACUUCACUUUAUAUUGCUGGAUCGCUCUUUGCGCCUGAUUGUUAUUGUAAAAGCCAGUGGUGGGCAAAGUGCGGCCCGCGGGCCAGCUCCGGCCGCCGGUCCUUCUAAAUAAUUAUUAGCUCGCAACAUAACGGUUUCUAAUCAAAAGGCAUAUUCUGCAGUUCCGACCCUCGGUUUUUUUCAAUUUUAUAUUUUAAAUUUUCUGGCCCCACCAUGAAGAAAGUUUGCCCACCACUGGUAUAAGCGAUGGAGAUAGUCGUAUUUUGGAUUGAAUUUUUAACAGUGUUAUUGAGUCUGUGUUUCUAAGUUUUAUUAUUUCAAAUUUUAAAAUAUUGUAAUGUUUAUGAAUAUGCAAGCUUCACGAACUAAUCACGGUAUUUCAUAUCAAGGAUAAUUAUAUAACACAAACUCUACUUAUGUAAGAAGUGCUAUAAUAAAAUUUUGCAAUCUGCAAGCAAUAA
Cydia pomonella (codling moth) is the source of this 7595-nucleotide messenger RNA. It is a transcript of the gene aralar1, whose product is annotated as calcium-binding mitochondrial carrier protein Aralar1. The transcript has 14 exons. Lineage: Eukaryota; Metazoa; Arthropoda; Insecta; Lepidoptera; Tortricidae. Gene Ontology annotation, molecular function: calcium ion binding; L-glutamate transmembrane transporter activity; L-aspartate transmembrane transporter activity. The record is from RefSeq and is a predicted model, not a curated record. The coding region runs from base 440 to 2254 and encodes 604 amino acids. Gene Ontology annotation, biological process: malate-aspartate shuttle; L-glutamate transmembrane transport; aspartate transmembrane transport.